Messenger RNA from Striga asiatica, 719 nucleotides. The record is from the annotation of a GenBank genome assembly. NCBI's taxonomy places the organism in Eukaryota, Viridiplantae, Streptophyta, Magnoliopsida, Lamiales, Orobanchaceae.
UAAUUUUCCCUUGCAUUCUUGUGCGAGCGCGGUGUGUUUAUCAUCACCAUCGGCAUCACCAAUCACCACAAAGCUGGGGACGUGAGCUCGAUUGUUGGGUUUAUCAAAGCCUGGAGCUCGUUAGCCAAGCUCGGCCAUGGAGAAAACAUAAAGGUAUGAGGACGGUAAUUUUUUCUUUGUCAUAAAUGCGUACAACCUACGAGAGCUGCUGGCACAACAUUCGAUUUUCUUGCAAAACCUUUGAACAAAAAUCUCUCAAAUAUCGCCCAAGUUUUUGUCCAAGAAAAUGCCGAUGAAGGUUCUUGAUGCGACUGUGGAGAAUUUUCAAGGCGUGUUUGAGGAAUUUAAGAGUGAAGCCCCAAAUAACAAGGCGAAUCUCAUCCUUUUCUUGGCUGAUAAAGAUCCUUCGACCAAUAUCAGUUGGUGCCCUGAUUGUGUAAGAGCCGAGCCAGUGAUAUACAAUAAACUCGAAGCUUGGCCUGAAAAUGUGGCUCUUUUGAGGACAUAUGUUGGGGAUAGACCGACUUGGAGAAACCCACUGCACCCUUUGAGGACCGACUCGAUUUUCAAGCUUAGAGGGAUUCCGACUUUGGUUCGAUGGGAAAAUGGAGGCAUCAAAGGCCGUCUUGAAGACAAUGAAGCCCAUCUGGAGCACAAAAUCCACACCCUUCUUUCUGUAAAUUAAAUAAUUUUCUUUAUUUUAUUUUUAUUUUUUGUUU